AUGAACUCGCGAAUAGUCCCUCAAAUAUUGGAUCCGCUCAAUUCAUCAACGCUGAACAAACUUCACGAACCGACCCCUCCACCAACAAAGAAACGAAAGAGAAACGACGAACAGGAAGGGCAUAAUGCUGCUGGACAGCUUGCUACCUCCUCGAUCGUUAUUAGAGCUCACGCAGCGUCCCUAUCUGAUGAACCCUUAAUUCUCGAGCCAAUAACAGCACUUCCACGCCAUAAUUUCCCUCUCUCGUGGCUCGACGACACGCCCGCCUCCCGGUCUGAUGAACAGCCAAGCGGCCUAUUCACUGCAAAUAUUCCCACCCUGGAGGUUGAUCUCCGCGCAAAAUCCGAACCAACAGUCCUCGCUGUACGUCUAGUGGCUAAUGGUGGACUCUACAUCGUUGAGCGGGUGAAGCGAGGUAUCUACUCGCUCUCCAAACUCGCGCGGUGGGUACACGAGGGAAACCUUGUUGUUGCGGCGAAGGGGUGGCAUGCAACCGACCCAACAGAGGCGGACGGUUUCAUGGCCGUCGACGAGCCGAGGGUUGUUUCUGACGACUAUGACUGGUGGCAGGCCGCGCAGAUCGAGGAGCCAUUAUCGGAGAUCGGAGUGCGGGAAAAGCCUACGGGGCUCAGCGUUGCGCUUGUCUUUGGUCCGUCUGAUGAAGACUUCCAGAGCACUGAGCCCUCCUUUAUGGGUGUCGUAGAGCAUCGCAGUCAGUCGCUUGCUCCGUUGAGAAGUUUCGAUGCUGCCAACGGGGAUCCAUUCUUGCUUCCCGAAUCUCAGGGCUUGGGCGACGUUGCUGAGGCUAUGGAAGUCGAUGGUGUAGAACCUAAUAUCGCGGAUGUGCAGCAGUCGCCCGAGGAGCUGCUGGAUGGAAUGCGAGACCAUUAUCUACAGGCUCUCUACGUUUCGAAGACUUCUGUGGCAUACUUCGCGAAGGGGCCGUUAACGCGCUGUCGGACUGCUUUCCAAGCCCGUGACUCAGAGCAGCCCCAAGGAUCAGUCGAGCUGACUGGAUUUUACCGUGAAGCUAUCCUCGCUGCCAAAAAAAUGGAUCUCAAAUACAGGGAAUCAUUGCCUACGGUAGUGCGAGAUGCAGCGCUUGCUAUCUCUGACGAUGGCGCUAAACCCAAGAAGCGAAAUAGUAAGAAAAAGAAGCUCGGCAAAAAUGGUCUUUAUCCCGAGGAGGAAGGUUUCAUCCACAAAUGGUGGAAAGACAGGACCACGAAUGAUACUGCGCAAGAGCUUUCGCGCGAAGCAGAGUCCAAAAAGCAAAUAUCGGAUCUUCGGUUACGCGAAACACAAUUGCAGAUACUGCUGGUUCUAGAAGUCAUGGUGCUAGAAAUGGCCAUCGCAUCAGCAGAAAAGAACAAUCCUGAUAAGGAGAAAGAGGUAGAUGGCGCUAAAGAGACGCCAAAGAAAAACAAGCCCAAGAAGCUUGCGGAUUUGAACGUGCUUCUUGAAUUGCAUCUUGACCGAAUGUGCAUAUGGCACGCUGUGAGCAUGGAGGAGACAACUGCUGCUGACACAGCUAAGGCUUCCUCGUUCAGUAACAACCAUUCGUCCGGCAAGAAACUUGAGAGUGAUGCAGUGCGUGAUUUCUGCACAGAAGUAAUCAUUCCAUUCUAUUCAGCACGCCUUCCAGAUAAGUGCAAGUUGAUCACGCGCAAAUUCGGUGUAUCCGGUGGUAUUUCUUCCGUUGCUAAGAGGACACAAUCUUCGAGUAAAUUGCAUCGCGUGGAACCUGGGGCUGAGGUCAAACGGCUGCCGCCGGCACAGAAGCCUCGGCGAACAUUGCAGCGAGUGCUUACAGAUGAGAAAGCGGCAGCGUCUCAAGCUCGCCAUCCAGCGCUUCAUCGAUCCAACACUGCACCCACCCACACCAAUGGGAAGCGUGACAAUGAGCCCUUGCUGCCCACCCUUCUCAGUGGUAGUGUGCGAGGUGGCAUCCAAAAGGCCAAGCGCACUGAGAAUCGUGAGGUUGACCUUAAAGCUGUGGCACGACUCCACGAGACCAAGUUGAGAAAGGUUCAAAUGCUGGCCGAUCAGAAGAAAGAACUUGAUGCUGCUAUUCACGCACUCCGGAAGCCGAACAGAGAACUCGUCUCCAAGGAUAUUGCAGAAGAUGCUACCAAACGAGUUUCAAGCGGCGGAGGUAGUUCGAGGAAAUCAAAGAACCCAGUGCGUAAUCCAUUCGGCGAGGGCGUCCAAGUAAUGGCAACUCCUCGGGCCAAUCGCAGGAAGGAUCCGAUAGCAGGGCUGCCACCCAUGCCUCGCAGUCUCGUCCCGUCGCGGUCAUUUUCGGGUGUGGAGAACUCCCCUAUCGUCGAGUCCCCUCUCAUGAUUCCUUCCUCAAGUCGACGGGCAAUCUCAUUCUCGGGCGCCGACUCCGAUCCAUUCAAUGCUCGAGAUGAUGGACGAAGCCCUCGGUCAAGCCAACCGGAAGCUGCUGUCCAUGAAACUCCCACCAGGCCCUCUUCCAAAAUCUUCCAGAGUGACACGAUGGCUGCCCGUCGGCCAUCUUCAUCUGGCAAAGGUCUCUUUCGCGUACCCAACCUUCCAGCCCCUCGCUCUUCUGCACAACCAAUGGUUCCAGGAAGUCCAAUUCAUUCACGCCAUACGCCUUUCAUUGCCCCAUCGGAAGGCCCGCCACUGUCAUCUCGACAAUUCAGUCGGUCUCUCAAUAAUGCUCGCUCUUCGGCAAUCAUGGAAACGCCGCCCAAGAAACAUGCGCCACAGAGCAUCUCUACUCCCACUGCCGUUCCAUUCUCUGCUUCACUCAAUGCCAUGGUCGUCGAAAGCCCUCGGGCUCACUCCCCUCCCGCUGUGAUGGGUACACCAGUGAAGGGUGCCGCAGCUGUGCCCGUGACGCCUGAAAAGCCACAGUCAAAAUCAAUUUACGAACAGCUCGGCUGGGAUGACGAGAUGGAGUUCUGA
Messenger RNA from Penicillium soppii, 2937 nucleotides. RefSeq lists its product as uncharacterized. Gene Ontology annotation, biological process: DNA replication initiation. Gene Ontology annotation, cellular component: DNA replication preinitiation complex. The transcript is spliced from 3 exons. Lineage: Eukaryota; Fungi; Ascomycota; Eurotiomycetes; Eurotiales; Aspergillaceae. The coding region runs from base 1 to 2937 and encodes 978 amino acids. The record is from RefSeq and is a predicted model, not a curated record.